This is a messenger RNA of Dermacentor silvarum, 683 nucleotides long. Its product is annotated as acetylcholinesterase-like. The record is from RefSeq and is a predicted model, not a curated record. The transcript has 3 exons. Bases 84 to 494 code for a protein of 136 amino acids. Lineage: Eukaryota; Metazoa; Arthropoda; Arachnida; Ixodida; Ixodidae.
CUAGAGUUGUUUUGUUCUGAAUAGCCGGUCGAGUCCCGGAGUCGACACUAGACGACGAGGCCAAUUCCUCGGCAAACAACGAAAUGACGACGAGUGCAGCACUCCUGGCGGGCCUUUUUCUCGCAGUCGGGCUCACUGCCUCGGCCGACGAUGCAUUCGUUGAGAGGCAGACCACGGAAGGCAUGGUUCGCGGCAACGUGCUACGUGUCCUGGGCAAGGCCGUCGAAGAGUACCGCGGCAUUCCGUUCGCCGAGCCGCCUGUGGGAAAGCUCCGGUUUCGGCCUCCCCUUCCCAAACGACCUUGGGAGGGUACCGUGGAUGCAACCGCUGGAAAUACAGCCUGUCCUCAGGUGCUGGUAGGAGGAAUCACCCUAGGCAACCUGAACUUCACAGAAGACUGCCUCCAGCUGAACGUAUGGGUCCCAGAGGUUGCGACUACUCCGGCUCGCGUCGGCCUGUACUUGUGUGGAUCCACGGAGGAGCAUUCACCUUAGGCAGCGCGAAUGUGGCGAAUUGUAGCGGAGUCUUGCUCGCCGCGCUGGGCGAUGUAGUGGUCGUCUCCAUGAAUUACCGUCUUGGCAUCCUCGGCUUCAUGAACGCGAACUCUCCUGAGGCGCCAGGCAAUGUUGGCCUCCUGGAUCAGAACAUGGCUCUGAAGUGGGUGCAGCGGAACAUCGGACAUU